CAAGGCCCCGCAGCAGGGAGGCAGGGUGUGCUCACGAAGGCCAGGCCGGCGGCCAUGGGCCGGCUUGACACUCCGUUGCUGCUGCAGAGGGGACAUCCCAAGUCCGAUGGGCUCGAAAGGAUGAAGAAACUAGACUUGUCAAACCUCCAGCUCCGGACGAACGACCUGGACCUCCAACUCCUCAACAGGCUGAAGCAGCUGAGGGAGCUGGACCUGUCCGACAACCUGCUAGAGCGGCUGCCCGACGGCCUGGACCUCCCCAGCCUGCAGGUGCUCCGCUGCACCAACAACCAGCUGGAAGACCUGACCCCGCUGCAGCAGUUCCCGGCGCUGGAGGAGGUGGACUUCGAGGACAACCUCUACCUGACGGUCAAUGACAAUUACAAGAUCGCUUCCCUUCUCCCCAACAUCCAAAAGAUCAAUGGGAAAGAGACAGACUCUCUGCUGAAUCACGUGAAGAUCCUGACCCAAGAACUGACCGGCCGGGUCACUGCUUACUGGGAGAAGAACUACCAAGAUCAGCUGGACUCCUCCGCACAGACCCAGGAUAUCCACCGGGAAUUUGUGAAGUCCGCAGUCAAAGAAGUCUGUUUCGGGCCAGAGUCGCUGAGUGAUUUCACCCAGUGGAAGGUAAAAAUGAUCGCCCAGAAGCUGGUGGCCUCAAAGCUGACCCAAAACGAAGCCCCCUCCAGCCCCUCGACCACCUCGACCCCCUCCAGCCCCUCGACCACCUCGACCCCCUCCACCCUCUCAGAAGGCAGUUCGAGGCAUGAGAGCCGGGUGGGAUCCUCCAUCCAGCAGUCUUUGGUGAAGCUGCAGGCCUUCAAAUGGAAGAAGAGCCUCUCGGGCGACCAUCCUCCCAGCAAGAAAGCCCGGCCUUCCCUGGCUCCCGACUCCCCGCCUGCGCCCAGGGAGGCCGGCCACAGCUCGGCGUCGGGCAGCUGCCGACAGACGGCCCCGGCCGAGAUGGAAGUAGAGGGUCAGGAGCCCGUGGAGCUGGAGCCCCUGCACUUCCUGCAGUGCCACAGCAAAGGGAACAGCCCGGACGACUUCAGCACCCAGCUGUGGGCCUGCGCCUUCGAGCCCGCCUGGGACGACGGCACAGGCCGGCCCGGAGGCGCGUCCCAGACGGUGGCCACCUGCGGCGGGGAGGCCGUGUGCGUCAUCGACUGCGAGGAGGGCUUUGUGCUGCACCGCUACAAGGUGCCCGGAGAGGAGUUCUUCACCGUGGCCUGGACCACCUUGACCCUGGUGACCGGGGACGGACGGAAGAAGCGCAGCAACGUGCUGGCCGCCGCGGGCCGGCGAGGCAUCGUGAGCCUCAUCCACGUGCGCGCAGGCUUCUGCUACGGCGUCAUCCGAGCCCACCGCAAGCCCAUUGCCAUGGCCUGCUUCAGCCCCUGCCAGGAGACCCACCUCUUCACUGCCUCGUACAACAAGCGCAUCAUCCUCUGGGACAUCGGCCUCCCUGACCACAACUACCAGUUCAGGCCCAGCCAGCUCCUGGUGCUCGACACCAGCGCCACCCCCCUGCGGCUGUGCCCGGUGGCUUCGUGCCCCGACCACUACCUGCUCGGUGGUUGUGAGGAUGGCUGCUUCGCCUGGGACAUUCGGUUAACUGAGCCGCAGAAGAGGAGAGACUGUGAGAUGAUGUUCCUGUUUCCCCAAGGCCCGGGGCGAGCGCACAAGCGAGUGGAUGGGCUGGGUUUUGUGAGUGAAGAUGUCGUGGCUUCUAAGGGCUGUACCCCGGGCUCCAUCUGCUUGUGGAGCUGGAGUCAGUCCCUCGCAGGAAGAGCAGGCAAGCAGCAGGUGACGGUGGUCAUCUUGGCAGAGCUCCAGUGGUCCCAUACAGAGCUGUCCUACCUGACCCUCAGCACCUGUCCAGAGAAAGCAUUCGUGUUCUGCGGAGACGAAGAGGGCACCGUGUGGAUGUACAAUGUCAAGCAUUACCUGGAACAGCACCCUCCCUCACAGGCCUCAGUGGCCCCCACAAAGAUUCUCAAAUGGCCAGAUCUCUCAGCCCGAGGCAGAAAGAUGAACAAAACUUUAAUCAACACUGCAGUGGUUGACCCUACCUUCACCUACCUUGUGGCUCUGACGGACACAAACAUCAUUGCCAUCUGGAAGAAACUCUAGCAGCCAGAAGCAGGGCCCAGCAGUUGGGUUUGUGAUGGCCGUGAUUCUCACCAACAGGUUUUUCCUAAGUGUGCAUUUUUCUAAGCUUUAGUUUUAACUAAACUCAAAUUGAAACAAA
Messenger RNA from Monodelphis domestica (gray short-tailed opossum), 2254 nucleotides. It is a transcript of the gene LRWD1, whose product is annotated as leucine rich repeats and WD repeat domain containing 1. NCBI's taxonomy places the organism in Eukaryota, Metazoa, Chordata, Mammalia, Didelphimorphia, Didelphidae. Gene Ontology annotation, biological process: establishment of protein localization to chromatin; chromatin organization. The record is from RefSeq and is a predicted model, not a curated record. Gene Ontology annotation, molecular function: protein binding; chromatin binding. Gene Ontology annotation, cellular component: nuclear origin of replication recognition complex.